AUGUCGACCACACUCACAAUUCAUCACCUGCGAAAAUCUCAAUCUGAGCGAAUUCUUUGGCUCUGUGAGGAACUCGGCAUUUCAUAUAACCUUCAAUGCCAUGACCGUGUGCCUCCCGCCAUGCUGGCUCCCGAGAGUCUCCGUCAACUCCACUGGUCCGGCACAGCACCUGUCAUUCAAGAUGGAGAGAUCACACUUGCCGAAUCUGGCGCCAUAUUCGAAUACAUCCUGACAAAGUAUGGCAGCGGCAAGCUGGUGCUUCAACCAACCAACCCAAAUUAUGCAGACUACCUUCUCUGGCUCCACCAAGCCAAUGGCACUUACAUGCCCGCAGUCACCUCCCUCCUGAUGGCUCGAAUGAUUGGAGACAGUGACGAAAGCCCCACCCAGAAAAUAAUGCAACAAAGAGCCAAUGCAAACCUUCAUGCCAUGGAACAGCAACUUGGGAAAUACCCUUAUCUCGCUGGCAAUGAGUUCACGGCUGCUGAUUGCAUGUCUGUGUUUGGCUUGACGACCUUCCGUCUUUUCAUCCCCUCCAGCCUUACGGAAUAUCCGAACAUUGUCAGCUGGCUACAGCGGGUCGGAAAACGUGAGGCGUACCAGCGGGCCAUGCAGAAGGGUGAACCGGGUUUCGAACCUAUGCUUUCAGCUGUGCCUCAAUUACCUUCACAGUGA
Molecule: messenger RNA, 675 nt
Organism: Penicillium brevicompactum
Lineage: Eukaryota; Fungi; Ascomycota; Eurotiomycetes; Eurotiales; Aspergillaceae
Product: glutathione S-transferase family protein
Exons: 1
Coding region: 1-675 (224 amino acids)
Source: RefSeq, a predicted model, not a curated record